AUGGCGUUUGGGAUCGGCUCCACCUCCUGGCGCUUUAAUCUCCCCACUGGCGAUGGACACAGCGGAUCCUCAGCGUACCUAGCUGCCAAAAAGGACACCUCGGGCGGAGCGGAGAUGAACCUUGACGUCCCGUUCACAGCCUCCCAGAGCAUCACUGUCGAAGCUAUCGCUUACGUGCGAUCACGCAACAGUCUGGGAGCCUCUUGCAAAGUCGACGUCCUCGUCGAUGAACUCAAGCGCGGAAAUACUGUUGAGGUCAAAGACGCAAGUGGUUGGGUCAAGAUUAGCUCAGGGACAGUACAGCUUACUAGCGGUGCUCACGCGAUGCGUUUCCAUGUCUCAAGCUCUGCAUCAGGCACGGGUCAGGAGUGUGGGUUCGACGAUGUUACCGUACAGCUUAUUGGUGCUGGCUGUGCUGUUACAUCUUCUACCACUAUUUCUGCUUCUGCUUCUGCUUCUGCUUCUGCUUCUGCUUCUGCUUCUUCUGCGACACCGUCUUUGAGCAGCUUCUUGACCUCAAUGGCCACCUCUUCGCGAGCUAUAGCAACGACGCUUUUGACAGUUUCGUCCACCGCAGUGCCGUCUUUGCCUACGACACCUACUCCAACUCCAACUCCAAGCUCAGUGGCACCGGAGCCGACUGACUCUUGA
Molecule: messenger RNA, 651 nt
Organism: Cucurbitaria berberidis CBS 394.84
Lineage: Eukaryota; Fungi; Ascomycota; Dothideomycetes; Pleosporales; Cucurbitariaceae
Exons: 1
Coding region: 1-651 (216 amino acids)
Source: RefSeq, a predicted model, not a curated record